AUGACGCCCAGUCCCCUAGAUGAAGCGCUUCACUUUCGUGGAAAGACUUUGACUCCGGAAAGCCCCCGUCCGUUACAUAUCCCGGAGCCAUCCAAUAUCCCGGUCCUUGAGAAUCAGAUGGACCCGGUCUUCAACGAUACCUCGACUUAUGAACGUUCGGUAUAUAUACAACCCCCUCAAACACAUGAUGACUACCAGUGGUCAGGGUUAGAGUUUCAGGGUCGUGGAGGCCAGGUGCAGGAUUCAGGUAGAUUGCGUGGCUCGUUGCCAGGGGACCCUGUGAUGAUGAAUGAGAUGCCUGUUUCGACAGACUUAUACCAUUCCCACCCACCCCUGGAGCAAUCUGGGGAGGUGUCCAUGAAUUCCUAUUCUCAACCUAUCCAUACCCAUGCGCCUCCGGUCCUUCCGGUCCAUCAGGGCUUCGCCACUGCGAGCGAAGUAGACAACGCGGGCAACCGGGACAAUGGUUCCCAGUUACCAGAGCGCUUAGAUGAGAGCAAGGAGGGUGCGGGGUCGGGAACAACUGGUGUCAAUUUUCAGACUUUACUAGACAAUUUGUCCCAUCCUCCUACAAUGACCUUCGAAGCUACUACCUUAGCUGAGAGUUCGUCUCUCCACCAAGCACUCUCUGACGACUCUUUCCAAUCCCAGGGCCUCCCUACUCGGCCCCAAGACCCUUCUACUACCCAACCUAAUUAUACAUCCCAUGGCGUUGCAACGUAUCAUCAAAAUCCUGCAGGCCCUGUCACUUCUUCUGCCUACCCUACGCAAUCCAGUAACAAUGCCCAGCCUCAUCCUCAAUCCAUGGCCCCGGGCGGAGCCCCGGGGACUGUUCCCGGUGCACCCUCCCUGUCUCCCCCACCUAUUGCCAGUUUCCAGCAAACCCCUUCCACAGGCGGCGAGUCGCAGACCUCUCAGGAUGGGCCCCAAGCAUCAAGGAAACCCCGUAUCGACAAGCAGGCAGGAAGGCCUAUUAAGCCUGCAGAUGAUGAUGCUCCAUGGGGGCCAGAAGUUCAAAAGAAAUAUGAUGAGUUCCUUCAUGAUGAACGAGUUUACGUGACAGAGGGACUUUGGGAUCGAUUUCCGGUCGGAUCGCGAGCGACUUUAUUGACUGGAAAUGUUCUAGGCAAUCUCCCCACCGAGAGAGUCACAAAACGAGACAUGUUCCACAUUUUCCACCAAUAUGGCAAGCUUGCCCAGAUUUCGAUCAAGCAGGCUUACGGUUUUAUACAAUUCCUAGAGGCGGACGCCUGCCGUGCGUCAUUACAGGCCGAACAAGGGGCUUUGGUUCGAGGCAGAAAAAUACACCUCGAGAUUUCAAAGCCACAACGUUCUACCCGCCCCGCGCCCGCGGAACCAUCUCGCGCACCCCCGCCUCGACGCUCAAGAUCACCAGAGUUCAGCCGCUCUGGCCCUGCCCGAGCUAAUCCACGUUCCUCGGGUGACCGAUACGAUCGACCUUAUGAGCCGAGCCGACUCCCGUUCAGCGAUUUUCGGGAUGACAUGUCCCAUCGCAGACGAGAUGAUUACCGUCCUCCACGGUCGCCUUCUCCCCGUCCCAUGAGAACCAGAGACGGGUACCGAUCGCGGGAUCGGACUCCAGAGCGAUUUGAUCGCCGUGAACGCCGGCGUUCUCGGUCACCACGAUCACCUCGUUCUCCUUACGCAAGAGACCGUCGGUACCGUAGCCCCAGUCCUAGGCCUCGAGGCGUCUACGAGGGAGAAGCCGACCUUCCUGUUCCUCGCAGAGCACCCCGCGACGUCCCAGAGGUCCAAGUUCUUGUGCUAGAGGAAGUUGAUCGUAACUUCAUUCUCCAUGUCGAGAACGCCUUUCGCAAUCGUGGCUUGCGGGUUGAUGUCCUAGUGCUUGGCCCUCGCAUCCCACUCGGCGCCGCAGUUCAUCGUCAAUAUGUUGAAGGUGUCCUUGCGGUUGUCCGGCUCUCUCGGCCCAAUCAAUUCUCCCGCAAGAUCCCUCUUCAAAUCUUCGAUCGAAGCGCAGGGCCAGGCAAUGUCCGCUUCAGUGACUAUCCUGAAGUUGACCCAAACAUUGCUGCUGAGCUCAUAUUUCACCAAGCCCAUGCCAUGCAGCGUGGUCCUGCUCCGACGUCUUUCGUACCUAAUCCUGCUUUCGGCGUUGCCCCUGUACCAGCGGUGCCAAUGCCGCAGCCUAUUCUUCCUACACUGACCAAUCCUCCCAACAUUGCGAAUUUGAUCGGUUCUCUGGAUGGGCCCAGUCUCCAAUCUCUCUUCAACAGCGUCCAGCCCCCCCAAUCACAGCCUGUUUCGACUACUCAAUCCCCCUUUGCCUCACCUAAUCCACCCCCUCCAGCCGACCUGGCUAGUCUUUUGACUAAUGCGAGUCGACCCGUUCCGCUCCCACAACCUCACCAACAACCUAUCCCUCCCCCUCCAUUCCAUCUUCAGCCUCCACAUGCGCCUGUUGUUUCCGACCCACAUUUGCUUUCUAUACUUGCCAAGGGUCUUGGAAAUCAACAGCCGCAGGGCCAACCUGUUAUCGGUUCUAAUGUGCAAAACUUGAUGAAUCAGUUGGCCAAGUGGAAGCAAUGA
Messenger RNA from Penicillium malachiteum, 2568 nucleotides. RefSeq names its product putative RNA-binding protein (Nab3). NCBI's taxonomy places the organism in Eukaryota, Fungi, Ascomycota, Eurotiomycetes, Eurotiales, Aspergillaceae. The coding region runs from base 1 to 2568 and encodes 855 amino acids. The record is from RefSeq and is a predicted model, not a curated record. The transcript is spliced from 5 exons. Gene Ontology annotation, molecular function: RNA binding.